This is a messenger RNA of Quercus robur (English oak), 1417 nucleotides long. Its product is annotated as protein PALE CRESS, chloroplastic-like. Bases 39 to 386 code for a protein of 115 amino acids. Gene Ontology annotation, cellular component: chromoplast; proplastid; amyloplast. The transcript has 3 exons. The record is from RefSeq and is a predicted model, not a curated record. Gene Ontology annotation, biological process: chloroplast mRNA processing; leaf morphogenesis; leaf development. Lineage: Eukaryota; Viridiplantae; Streptophyta; Magnoliopsida; Fagales; Fagaceae.
CUUGUAGGAUAAUUGUAACUAUUGACUAACUUCCUUAUAUGCAAGAAAUUGAGGAAGCUGCUGAGAAAGGAGAGCUCAAUGAACUUGUUCUAAUGAUCAUAUGUAAUUGCCUUGAUUUUGCUAGACUUGAUGAUGAAAUGGCUGUAAGAAAUCUUGAUCUGUUAUAUAGAAGGGUUGAGGAGGCUACUCCUGCCAUGAGACUGCUCAAUGAUCUUUUGAAUAUGCAUGAUGGGUUUGAUGAUGAAGGCUGGCUGAAGGAAUUCAAAAAUCGCAUGGUUGACACCUUUCCAAGAGAAAAUCUAUUUAGCGUUCUUGUUCUAGCAGGAAAUGAAAUUAACAAGUUAUGCUUCAAAUGCACACUUUAUAUGUCCUAUGGCUUUAGUUGAACUACAUGAUAGCCACAACUAGCAUGUUUCUUUUAGAACUCAAGGAUCUUUUGUAACAACUCCCCCUCCCCCUUUUUUCUUGAAUAUCUGGAUUUUAGGCUUUAUUCUCAACUCCAUAAUUUUAGGUUUUUGUGUCAACUCUAUGGUGCCUUUUCUUUUAGUUUCUGAUAUCUUCUGCAAAUCAAGUUCAUGAGACUAGUUGGUUUCCACUUUGGCUCCCUAUUGAUUUGUUUUUGGAAGAUGCUAUGGAUAAAUCACUGGAGGCAGCAACUUGUGCUGUUGAAAUUUUUACCGGUAGGAGUCAAUCCUUGUAUAUCAGUGCUUCAGUCUUGAUUUUUCGGAGUGGAUGAUACUUUAGUUCUUUUCGUAGUAUUAUUGAACCAAAAUAAUUGUUGCAGGUUUAGUAAAGGUUCUGUAGGCUAUUAAUGGUACCACAUGGCACAAUAUAUUUUUAGGUUCAUGGGUUUCAGCUCUAUGACUAGAGCAAAGGGUAGGAAUUGAUUUGUAAAGAAAUCAUGCUUACUGUGUGGGGGGAUGAAUUUAAUUUUGGGCCAAGGCCCAAAGGGCUUGAAAACUCAUACUUGAAAAGACAGGCUAGGCCCAUCUCUAUGAGUCAAUGAGUCAUAAGGUGAAAUGUCCCCCUAGACAAUUCCUGCGGAGUUCUAGGUAUGCCACCACCAUUGAAGCUCACAUCCAAGGUAAUAAACACGAGUGACCUUGGAGUAGGCAAAUGAGUGAUCCCGAGGAACCAAUUCCUCUUUUAAUUGAUAUGCCACUCUCACAAGGUAUACCUCAGGAAACACCCUGAGAGGAUAAGGAUCACAGUGAUUGUCACCUCUGCAUUAAUGAGAGGUUCUCUACCUGAUCUCUUCCGUAUUAAAUACAUAUAGGACAACUUGAACAGUACAGAUACCUCCCAAAAGUCCUGUUUCAAGAUAAGAGCAGGGGAAUACCAAGGAAAGAGGAGGUAAAUAUCCCUAAGAAAUCUGGCAGGGAGCAAGCCAGCUAGAGAGAGAAACCAGCUGGAGAGA